AUGCAUCUCACAAGGAAUCCUGUUGACUGCAGGUUGGCCAUUGGGAUAUGCUUCAUUGGAUUUGCACUGUAUUUUCUAUUCGUUUACCCGACUAUCCUGCCGACAUGGCUAUACAUUCUCAAUGAACGUUCAACGUUGAUCUGCAGCGUCAUUUUCGACUGUUUACCCGAUGUGAAACCAGGCGUCGCUGUGCCACUUCUCGCUUCGUCUGAUUCAUCUCAAGCUUUGCUUCCCAAGAGACCGUCAUUAGCUCGUUUGUCAGAAGAGGACUCCCUACCAGAUCUUCACUCUGAUGAGAAGAACGUAUUACAUCGCAAUGGCAGUUCUGCGGGAUUCAAAUUAUUGCUGCCGACAUCGUUGGUGGAUCUGAUGGGUGACGUCCAGUAG
This is a messenger RNA of Cooperia oncophora, 387 nucleotides long. NCBI's taxonomy places the organism in Eukaryota, Metazoa, Nematoda, Chromadorea, Rhabditida, Trichostrongylidae. The record is from the annotation of a GenBank genome assembly.